Molecule: messenger RNA, 1911 nt
Organism: Archocentrus centrarchus (flier cichlid)
Lineage: Eukaryota; Metazoa; Chordata; Actinopteri; Cichliformes; Cichlidae
Gene: irf7
Product: interferon regulatory factor 7
Exons: 10
Coding region: 69-1442 (457 amino acids)
Biological process (GO): regulation of transcription by RNA polymerase II; immune system process
Cellular component (GO): nucleus
Molecular function (GO): protein binding; RNA polymerase II cis-regulatory region sequence-specific DNA binding; DNA-binding transcription factor activity, RNA polymerase II-specific
Source: RefSeq, a predicted model, not a curated record
CCCUUCCGCGCCGUGGAAUUGCCGCACUGGGUUGCGUCCUCCCUCUGAAGGAGGGACUUGAAGUAUAAAUGUUCGAAGACAUCCUCAGAAACACCAGAGCGUCAACUUCAGAGAGAAAAGCCACGCACGGUGAAAUGCAAAGCCUUCCCAAACCCCAGUUCUCCAGCUGGCUCAUAGAGCAGGUGGAAACGGGCCAGUACGCUGGGCUGCGGUAUGUGAGUUCAAACAAGUUCAGAGUCCCCUGGAAGCACAACUCCAGAAAAGACUGCAACGACGAGGACAGUAAAAUAUUCCGGGCUUGGGCAGUAGCAAGUGGGAAAAUUAAUGAGUUCCCCAAUGACAAAGCCAGGUGGAAAACCAACUUCCGCUGUGCUCUGAACAACCUCUCUGUGCGCUUCAAGAUGAUAAAAGAUAACUCAAAGAAUUCUGAUGACCCUCAUAAAAUCUAUGAGAUUAUCAACACUGCACAAAACCAAGACGGACUCGCAGCACAGGACUCCCUGGAGGACUCUGACAUGAUUACAGAUAUCUACAGCUCUUCCACAGAGUACCUCCCCUCAGGACAUGAGCAGCCUGAUCUGGUUUCUGAUUUAAUGGCCUUGGGUCUUGACAGCCAACCAAUAGAGGAGCAACAGUGGACAGAGAACUAUGCUCAGCAAAAUCCAAAUGUCCUAGGAAGCUAUACUGUUCCAGUUGAAAACAACCCGCAGCUUUUACCAGAUCAGCCAGCCUACUAUGAGGUAAAUCCUGCACCAGUCCUCGCUUCACCUCAGCCAGGGUUAAAUGACCUGGAGGUCUCCAUCCACUACAGGAAAAGAGAAAUGCUAAAGAUGACUUUGACCGCUGCCCAUCUCCAGCUCCACUACCACUUUGAGGCCCCCGACUACGAUGGCUACAAACUCUGCUUCCCCUCUACAAAGGAUCUGCUGGACCACAAACAGAUUGAAUACACCAACCGCAUACUUAACAGCAUCCAGAGAGGUCUGUUCCUGGAGGUGCAAGAAACUGGUAUUUAUGCCUGGAGGCAGGACAGAUGUCAUGUGUUUGCCAGCACCAGUGACCCUAGUGUGGCUCAUCCAGCCCCGGCAAAGCUUCCUCCGAACACCAUGGUGGAGCUCCUAAGUUUUGACAAGUAUGUGAAUGAGUUGAAACAGUUUAAGGAGAACAAUGGUAGAUCUCCUGAAUACACGAUCACCAUGUGCUUUGGAGAGAAGUUUCCGGAUGGAAAACCUCUGGAGAAGAAGCUUAUUGUAGUGAAGGUGGUACCUCUAAUCUGUCGACAUUUCCAUGAGAUGGCCCAGAUGGAGGGAGCUUCAUCUCUUUACAGCUCCAACGUCAGCCUACAGAUCUCACACAACAGCCUCUAUGAUCUCAUCAGCUCCAUCUUUCCCCCGCCAACAGCUGAAGACCCAAUGCGGGAAGCUGCACUUUACCAUAACUAGAUUUGAAAUUUGCCGUUUCACUAGCUUUUAUUUGAAAACUCAUUUACCAUUACCCAAUGAAUGUGUUAUAGCUGCCAAUACUGCCAUUUGCCUGCUCUUAUUUUAUGUUCAUAUUGAUGUUAAAUAUUUUCAAUCACUACAUGAGCAGAAAUGACUCAUCCACUGCUGUACUGUUAUGUUACUAACCUCAGAGUCCGAAGAUUGCUUUAGAACUGUCAAAUUGUCAUUCAAUAUAAUGUACUUUUAAUUGAUAUUAGUAUAUAUUAACUGAAAUUAAUGCUCAUGAUAAUGUUCAAUCCAUUCUGACAUGCUGUAUAUCUUAUAUUUAUAAACUGUUGUACAUCUGUGUAUAUGUAUAUAAUACUGUAUGGUAAUAUUUUUGUGUCAUACAGCCACUGGCUAUAUAUGAGAAACUGACCAAUUACUCUCCUGUUUGUCUUGCACUUUUCAUACUGAAUAAACUGCCAUU